This is a messenger RNA of Cynocephalus volans (Philippine flying lemur), 1204 nucleotides long. It is a transcript of the gene CDK5, whose product is annotated as cyclin dependent kinase 5. Gene Ontology annotation, cellular component: nucleus; cytoplasm. Bases 88 to 1014 code for a protein of 308 amino acids. Lineage: Eukaryota; Metazoa; Chordata; Mammalia; Dermoptera; Cynocephalidae. The record is from RefSeq and is a predicted model, not a curated record. The transcript has 12 exons. Gene Ontology annotation, biological process: axonogenesis; neuron apoptotic process; synaptic vesicle transport. Gene Ontology annotation, molecular function: ATP binding; cyclin-dependent protein serine/threonine kinase activity.
GGCUGGAGGCUGGGGUGCCGCCUCCUCUGCAACGCCGGGCCGGAAUCUUAGAACCCACCGCCCGCAGGGGUCCCCGCGGCCGCCGCGAUGCAGAAAUACGAGAAACUGGAGAAGAUUGGGGAAGGCACCUAUGGAACAGUGUUCAAGGCCAAAAACCGGGAGACUCAUGAGAUCGUGGCUCUGAAACGGGUGAGGCUGGAUGACGAUGAUGAGGGUGUGCCGAGCUCGGCCCUCCGGGAGAUCUGCCUACUCAAGGAGCUGAAGCACAAGAACAUUGUCAGGCUUCAUGACGUCUUGCAUAGUGACAAGAAGCUGACUUUGGUUUUUGAAUUUUGUGACCAGGACCUGAAGAAGUAUUUUGACAGCUGCAAUGGUGACCUUGAUCCCGAGAUUGUGAAGUCAUUCCUCUUUCAGCUGCUAAAAGGCCUGGGAUUCUGUCACAGCCGCAACGUGCUGCACAGGGACCUGAAGCCCCAGAACCUGCUAAUAAACAGGAACGGGGAGCUGAAAUUGGCUGAUUUCGGCUUGGCUCGAGCCUUUGGGAUCCCCGUUCGCUGUUACUCAGCUGAGGUGGUCACGCUGUGGUAUCGGCCACCGGAUGUCCUCUUUGGGGCCAAGCUGUACUCCACGUCCAUCGACAUGUGGUCAGCUGGCUGCAUCUUUGCAGAGCUGGCCAAUGCUGGGCGGCCUCUUUUCCCUGGCAACGAUGUAGACGACCAGUUGAAGAGGAUCUUCCGGCUGCUGGGGACCCCGACUGAGGAGCAGUGGCCUGCCAUGACCAAACUGCCAGACUAUAAGUCUCUACACCACCAUGCCACCAGAAUGACUCUCCAUGCCCCUCCACAGCCCUACCCAAUGUACCCGGCCACAACAUCCCUGGUGAAUGUCGUGCCCAAGCUCAAUGCCACAGGGAGGGACCUGCUGCAGAACCUUCUGAAGUGUAACCCUGUCCAGCGCAUCUCAGCAGAAGAGGCCCUGCAGCACCCCUACUUCUCCGACUUCUGUCCCCCCUAGGCUGCAGGACCCCUGGCUGCCAGGCUGGGGCCUGGCCUGUUUAAGCCCCCUCCCAGGAGGGGAGGCAGUUGGGGUGCAUGGAGUGCCGCGCCCCGGCUGUGCUGGGCUGGCCGGGGUGGAGGUGCUGAACCGUGCUGUUCACUCCCUCCAUGAACUUUAUUUAAUUUCAUAAAUUGGCUCCUUUCCCACA